Ustilaginoidea virens is the source of this 318-nucleotide messenger RNA. RefSeq lists its product as uncharacterized. The coding region runs from base 1 to 318 and encodes 105 amino acids. The record is from RefSeq and is a predicted model, not a curated record. Lineage: Eukaryota; Fungi; Ascomycota; Sordariomycetes; Hypocreales; Clavicipitaceae. The transcript has 2 exons.
AUGCUGUCACAAUAUGAUAUCGUCUCCUCGGCUUAUUUGCGUACGGAUCAUUCUUUCCGCACCGUGGAUCCCCCUGUCGUGUCGAUGCCAGAUGGAAAGAAUUGCGCAUUUCUAGUCAAACCAAUCUGCCGUGACUGCUCCGCCUACCCGGAGAUAAGGCGGCCUUUUCUCUUUGUUUUCAUCGCAACAGAAUUCAGGAUUCCCAAAGUCGUCAACCAGACAAUGCGGCUUCACCAAGCGUCCCGAUUAUUGGCCCUUCUUCUAUGCUCUGGCCAUGUUUUCGCGUCUCACCAAGCGCCUGUCCUUCGGUCGUGGUGA